CAAAAGGAACUGGCCCGCCUCUUUGACUCUUUCUCUUCAUCUCUCCCUUUUGCUUUGGUUUCUCCCCCCCAGAGCUUCUUUCUUUUUAAUAACUUUGUGCUUUCUUAAUCACAAUCCGCCAUCAUGUCUGAGACCUUCGAGUUCCAGGCUGAGAUCUCUCAGCUGCUCUCGCUGAUCAUUAACACUGUCUACUCUAACAAGGAAAUUUUCCUUCGUGAGUUGAUCUCCAACGCCUCCGAUGCUCUCGACAAGAUCCGCUACGAGGCUCUCUCCGACCCCUCUAAGCUCGAUUCCAACAAGGAUCUGCGCAUCGACAUUAUUCCCGACUUGGAGAACAAGACCCUCACCAUCCGUGAUACCGGUAUUGGUAUGACCAAGGCUGACCUCAUCAACAACCUUGGAACAAUUGCCCGCUCCGGUACCAAGCAGUUCAUGGAGGCUCUGUCCGCCGGUGCUGAUAUUUCCAUGAUCGGCCAGUUCGGUGUCGGUUUCUACUCUGCCUACCUGGUCGCUGACCGUGUCACCUUUGUGUCCAAGCACAACGAUGACGAGCAGUACAUCUGGGAGUCCGCCGCCGGUGGCACUUUCACCCUCAAGGAGGACACCGAGGGCGAGCAGCUCGGCCGUGGUUCCAAGAUCAUCCUUCACUUGAAGGAUGAGCAGAUGGACUACCUCAACGAGGCCCGCAUUAAGGAGGUUGUUCGCAAGCACUCCGAGUUCAUCUCCUACCCCAUCUACCUUCACGUCCUGAAGGAGACCGAGACCGAGGUCCCCGAUGAGGAGGCCGAGGAGACCAAGGAGGAGGACGAUGAGAAGAAGCCCAAGGUCGAGGAGGUCGAUGACGAGGAGGAGAAGAAGGAGAAGAAGACCAAGACCGUCAAGGAGUCCAAGAUUGAGGAGGAGGAACUUAACAAGACCAAGCCCAUCUGGACCCGCAACCCCGCUGAUAUCACCACUGAGGAGUACGCCUCCUUCUACAAGUCCCUCUCCAACGACUGGGAGGACCACCUCGGUGUCAAGCACUUCUCCGUUGAGGGUCAGCUCGAGUUCCGCGCUAUCCUCUUCGUUCCCAAGCGCGCUCCCUUCGACCUGUUCGAGACCAAGAAGACCAAGAACAACAUCAAGCUCUACGUUCGCCGUGUCUUCAUCACCGAUGAUGCUACCGACCUCAUCCCCGAGUGGCUCAGCUUCGUCAAGGGUGUUGUCGACUCUGAGGAUCUUCCUCUCAACCUGUCCCGUGAGACUCUCCAGCAGAACAAGAUCAUGAAGGUCAUCAAGAAGAACAUCGUCAAGAAGACCCUUGAGCUCUUCGUUGAGAUCUCCGAGGACCGUGAGCAGUUCGACAAGUUCUACCAGGCCUUCAGCAAGAACAUUAAGCUCGGUAUCCACGAGGACGCCCAGAACCGCCCCACUCUGGCCAAGCUCCUCCGCUACCAGUCCACCAAGUCCGGUGACGAGCAGACCUCGCUCGCUGACUACAUUACUCGCAUGCCCGAGCACCAGAAGAACAUGUACUACAUCACUGGCGAGUCCAUCAAGGCUGUUGCCAACUCUCCCUUCCUGGAUACCCUCAAGCAGAAGAACUUCGAGGUUCUCUUCCUGGUUGACCCCAUUGAUGAGUACGCCUUCACCCAGCUGAAGGAGUAUGACGGUAAGAAGCUCGUCGACAUCACCAAGGACUUCGAGCUCGAGGAGACCGAGGAGGAGAAGACCGAGCGCGAGACUGAGGAGAAGGAGUUCGAGGACCUUGCCAAGGCCCUCAAGAACGUUCUCGGCGACAAGGUCGAGAAGGUUGUUGUCUCCUCCAAGCUGGUUGGCUCCCCCUGCGCCAUCCGUACCGGCCAGUUCGGUUGGUCCGCCAACAUGGAGCGUAUCAUGAAGGCCCAGGCCCUCCGUGACACCUCUAUGUCCUCUUACAUGUCUUCCAAGAAGACCUUCGAGAUCUCUCCCAAGUCUCCCAUCAUCAAGGAGCUUAAGAAGAAGGUUGAGGCCGAUGGCGAGAACGACCGCACCGUCAAGUCCAUCACCCAGCUUCUCUUCGAGACCUCCCUGCUUGUCUCUGGCUUCACCAUUGAGGAGCCCGCCAGCUUCUCCGAGCGCAUCCACAAGCUCGUCUCCCUCGGCCUGAACAUCGACGAGGACGAGGCCGCUCCCGCCACUGAGGCCGCUGCUCCCGCCGAGGCUACCGGUGAGAGCACCAUGGAGGAGGUUGAUUAGAUGAUUUCAAUCAACUUUCGUUAUUGCUAAUUUUAAGUCUUACGGGAAAUGGGAAACGGGAUACGACCCUCUGUGAUGUUUUUUAUCUUUUCAUUUUUAUGUGUUCUACAAUAAGAACCAGCAUCUCUUUUUA
Messenger RNA from Penicillium crustosum, 2350 nucleotides. It is a transcript of the gene hsp90, whose product is annotated as chaperone Hsp90. Gene Ontology annotation, cellular component: perinuclear region of cytoplasm; protein-containing complex; cytosol. Lineage: Eukaryota; Fungi; Ascomycota; Eurotiomycetes; Eurotiales; Aspergillaceae. Bases 124 to 2217 code for a protein of 697 amino acids. Gene Ontology annotation, molecular function: ATP-dependent protein folding chaperone; ATP binding; ATP hydrolysis activity. The record is from RefSeq and is a predicted model, not a curated record. The transcript has 3 exons. Gene Ontology annotation, biological process: protein folding; cellular response to heat; protein stabilization.